AUGGCAGCGAACAGCUACUACAACGCUGGGUACAGCAACAACCCACCAACAUACGAACAAGCGAUCCCUCAUACAGACUCGUUCCAUCGACAAUCACCAGCGCCCACCUACACGGCUCCCAGUGGACGCCCCUAUGCUGACUCCGAACCCCCUCACAUACGAGACAGCCAACAUUCCUUAGGGUCCGAUCAGGGCGCAUAUGUAGCGGGUGGAAGGUUAAACGAAGGAGAUCACUAUGCUGAGAACAUCCCCCUGAAGGAGAACACUCAAUACUCAAACGGGCCACCACCGGCCAACUGGAUGCAGCAACCCACGCAUUACCCCCCAGACCCUGCGAUGUUGGAAUCAGCCCCCAAUAGAAGUAGAGGAAAGAGGGGCUUCUUUAAGAAGAAAAUCCCCUUCGUCACCUAUAUCCUCACUGUGGUACAAAUCGCGGUGUUCAUCGCAGAGUUGGUCAAGAGCGGACAACUCACAGGAAACCCGAUUCAGACGAAACCUCAAUUCAAUCCGAUGAUAGGACCUUCGGCGUACAUCCAGAUUAAUAUGGGAGCGCGGUACGCGCCGUGUAUGAAGAAUGUCGACAAGGUACAGAACUCUCCGGUCGACUUCCUCAUGCCCUGCCCAAAUUCAACAACGAAUGCUUUGGAGUGCACCUUAUCCGAACUGUGCGGCUUCAGCGGUGUUCCAAAUCCGCACCUCGGUGGUUCCCUCGAUGAUCAGCCGGAGCCCAACCAGUGGUAUCGGUUUAUCGUGCCUAUAUUCCUCCACGGUGGUUUCAUUCACAUUGGCUUCAACUUGCUUUGUCAAAUGACGAUGGGCGUUGACAUGGAGCGGAUGGUCGGAUGGUGGCGGUAUGCCUUGGUUUAUUUUGCCAGUGGUAUCUGGGGUUUCGUUCUUGGAGGUAACUACGCGGCUCCAUUCCAACCAUCUUCGGGCUGCUCAGGUGCUCUGUUUGGCAUCCUUGCACUCUUCAUCUUGGAUCUUUUCUACACCUGGAAAGACAGACCGUCGCCAUUUGUGGAACUGAUUAUCAUGAUCCUUGGUGUGGGAAUCUCUUUCGUGCUGGGUCUGCUGCCGGGCCUGGAUAAUUUCUCCCACAUUGGUGGAUUCGUCAUGGGCCUGGCCCUCGGUCUCUGCAUUAUGAGAUCGCCUAACGCACUUCGGGAGCGUAUUGGGCUCGCCCGUAACCCCUAUGUGGCGAUGAGUGGUGGUGCCGGUCCCACUUCUGAUGAAGAGAACAAAACCACGACUGGCCCAAGUUUCGUCAAUUUUUUCAAAGGACGGACGGGCCCGAACUCGUCUUCCGAAACAUCUGGUCCCUUGGGUUUCUUCAAGGGCCGGAAACCACUGUGGUGGGCAUGGUGGUUGGUCCGGGCCGGAGCUUUGGUUGCAGUUAUCAUUGGGUUCAUUCUUUUGAUUGUGAACUUCUACAAGUACCCCAAGUCUAAUUGCUCGUGGUGUUAUAGACUGAGCUGUUUGACUAUCCGCUGUAUCUUUUCCAUUACGCGUACUUUGAGGUCGACCCAUGAAGUCACGCUAAAUUUAUCCCGUCUGGUCUUGACACGGACCGGCUAUACUCACCAUGGCGACUUUAGCCGCCUCACCGCCAUCGUCACCAUCCUGGCCCAAACGACGUCCUCGGGCCUGGGCUCUCCGAUCAUUCGUCUACGGUUUGACAACAUGGGCGGUCUAUGCUUACCGACGUCGAUUAUCGGCAUUGCCCUCUAUAUUUGCCUGAACGCCUCGUAUAGUGUUGCGGUAUUCACAGAUCCCGGCUCACCACUGUCGGCCAAUAGUCGCCAUGAAUACAGCGCUCUGCCGGUUACGGAAUUGCCGGAGUUCACUGCAUACACCGUGAAUUCAGUGGGAGAGUCCCGGUUCUGCAAAAAAUGUCAGUGUCCUAAACCGGAUCGAGCGCAUCACUGUUCAACGUGUAAACGAUGUGUGUUGAAGAUGGACCAUCAUUGCCCGUGGCUGGCGACGUGUGUUGGGCUGCAUAACUACAAGGCCUUUCUCUUGUUUCUUAUUUACACAUCGAUAUUCUGCUGGGUUGAUUUCGCGGUGGCGUCGAGUUGGAUAUGGACCGAGGUGCUCAAUGAUACGCGGUAUAUGGACACCAUAUUACCCGUGAAUGUGGUAUUGUUGGCCAUACUCGGAGGGAUUAUUGGGUUGGUGCUGUCGGGGUUUACCAUCUGGCAUAUUAGUCUCGCCGUGCGUAACCUGACCACGAUUGAGUGCUUAGAAAAGACGCGCUAUGUAUCUCCGUUGCGGAAAGCGCUGGAUCGUCGCCGCUACGAAAACAUACUGGGUAACGGUCACAAUGGCCAAGAAAACGUCGAACCAGAAAGCCUAGGGCAUCGGCUUCAGGACUAUGGCAAUCAGAUCUUGGACGCUCAUGCAAAUGCAAUCCCCGGCGUCACCCGGCCAGAGGAGGGAGAGGAAUCCCUGCCCGCAUACUCUCAGUCGGGUCCUGGAGGCACUCCCGCCCAGCAGGCCCUGUCGCGAUCAUAUGCGGACUUGGAGAGGCAGCGCGAGCAUGAUCGAUACCAUAGUUAUCUUGACGAAGAGGAUAAUGAGAAGAUGCCGAACGCUUUUGAUCACGGAUGGCGUCGGAAUCUCUUACACUUAUUUGGUGAACGGCCACUCCUCUGGCCCAUUCCUGUGCGCACUACUACUGGUGACGGUUGGCAUUGGGAGCCCAGCUCGAAAUUUUUAGAAGCGCAAGACAGGGUGCGACAGAGACGAGAGCAGGCGGCUAGUGAUGAACAACAAUACUAUCGGGAUCUCUACCAGCGUAACAUGCACAACAGUCGGAGCUGGCUUGGGACGGACGCAACACCGUCGAUGUACGUACCCCACCAGCCGUCGAACGUCUAUCAGGAAACCGAGCGCCCUGCAACGGGUGUGUCAAUGAAGACCCUGGCACCGAUGUCGCCGCGUCCAAGGCCGGGAGACAGUGAUUUUGAAGAUGUAGAGGAGAGUCAUGAUUUGCUGCAACCCCGUAAUGAUCAGUUAGGUGCAUCUCGAAAACCUGGGUUGCCCGCCCAACGACGUGGACAAUCGAAUGAAUGGAGAGAUUGGGAUUAG
Molecule: messenger RNA, 3087 nt
Organism: Aspergillus pseudonomiae
Lineage: Eukaryota; Fungi; Ascomycota; Eurotiomycetes; Eurotiales; Aspergillaceae
Product: rhomboid family membrane protein
Exons: 7
Coding region: 1-3087 (1028 amino acids)
Biological process (GO): proteolysis
Cellular component (GO): membrane
Molecular function (GO): palmitoyltransferase activity; serine-type endopeptidase activity
Source: RefSeq, a predicted model, not a curated record